This is a messenger RNA of Babesia bigemina, 501 nucleotides long. Its product is annotated as DNA-directed RNA polymerase subunit I, putative. Gene Ontology annotation, cellular component: RNA polymerase II, core complex; nucleus; RNA polymerase III complex. The transcript has a single exon. Lineage: Eukaryota; Apicomplexa; Aconoidasida; Piroplasmida; Babesiidae. The record is from RefSeq and is a predicted model, not a curated record. Gene Ontology annotation, molecular function: DNA binding; DNA-directed RNA polymerase activity. Bases 1 to 501 code for a protein of 166 amino acids. Gene Ontology annotation, biological process: DNA-templated transcription.
AUGGCGGACGCUUACGGUGACGAUUUCGGAGACAACUUCGGAAUUGACGAGUUCGCGGAGGAGGAAGAGGAGUACGAUGAGUUCGACGAGUACGACCAGCAGCGCGUGGCCGACGUCGACAUCAUCACGGACGCCAACGAGUACAGACAGCACGUACGUGGCAUUCGCGAAUUGCAUAUCAUAAUACAGGUCGAAAACGCGCACCGGAUCACCAGCCCGUACAUGACCAAGUACGAGAAGGCCAGGAUCAUCGGCACGCGCGCCCUCCAAAUCAGCCUGAACGCGCCCAUCACGAUACCCGUCGACGCUUCGACCGAUGCGGUCGACGAGAACGUCGCAAUGGGAUUCGGAGAAGCCACCGACUCGUCUGCCAUGGCCAUCGACCCGCUCAUCAUCGCCGAGAAGGAGCUGUACCAGAAGUCGGUGCCCUUCAUUAUCAGACGCUACCUGCCUAAUGGGUCCUACGAGGAUUGGAAGAUCGAGGAACUCAUCAUAGACUGA